Molecule: messenger RNA, 1412 nt
Organism: Anoplophora glabripennis (Asian longhorned beetle)
Lineage: Eukaryota; Metazoa; Arthropoda; Insecta; Coleoptera; Cerambycidae
Product: nuclear distribution protein nudE-like 1-B
Exons: 8
Coding region: 137-991 (284 amino acids)
Biological process (GO): cell migration; microtubule nucleation; establishment of mitotic spindle orientation
Cellular component (GO): kinetochore; centrosome; kinesin complex
Molecular function (GO): microtubule binding
Source: RefSeq, a predicted model, not a curated record
CUGACACUGACAUUUAAGUAGGCCACCAUCUUGUUAAUGGCGUAGAAUAGUCUCAAGUCCAAACGGAUAUCGUAUUUUAUAUCUAAUUUUUCCAGGAUAUGCCAUUGUUGGUUGGACGAUAACAAACUCGAUCAAGAUGAAUAAAGGGGACUCGCCACAGUUUAGUGAUAAAGAUGAGGAAAUCCAAUAUUGGAAGAGCCUAGCAGAGGAAUAUCUUCAAGAUGCUGAACGGAUACAAAAAGAAUCUGAUGAGUUUAUAACAGAAUCUCAGCAACUAGAUAAGGAAUACGAAGCUACAAUCGACCAGAACGAGAAAAAAAUCAAAGAACUGACGUUAGCUAAUAAUAGAGCUCAAAAUGAAAUAGAUUCACUAAGAGUAAAAUUGGAUCAGUGCAAUAAAGAGAACGUCAAUUUGGAGACUGAAAUAUUAGAGUUAAAAAAAGAAAAAACUCAAAUGGCCCAGUACAUUCGUGAUUUAGAACAGAAGAAUGAUGACUUGGAGAGAUCACGCCGGAUAAUUGAAGAAAGUAUCGCCGGAAUUGAAACGGCUUUUCAUUCGGCUAUUGAGAGGAAUGCCAUCCUGGAGUCUGAGGUGGACGAAAAAGAGAGCCUGAAGGAAAAAUUGCAACGGUUAGCUGAUGAAACAAGAGAUUUGAAGCAAGAACUGCUGGUCCGGGAGAAGGAGAAAGGGCCAGACAACGAACGAAUUAUGAACGGAUUUAAGAAUCCUAUAGUGGACUCGAACCGACUCAAGGAGAACGAGACACAAACAACACCGAUGAAACAUGAUUUCCAAACUCCGAUUUCGCCAGCCUCCAGGGUCAUGGCCUUAAAUAUAGUCAGCGACCUGAUCAGGAAAGUCGGAGGCUUAGAACGUAGGCUAGAAAAAUCGAGAUACGACUACAGAGAUAUUUCAACAAACGAUCUACGCAAAAGCAGGCACACGCCCAAGAACAGCCCCGUGCCCAACAUCCAGGGCAUAACUAAAUGAGACUUACUAACAACUAGACACUUCUCAGUAACAGCACUCACUUAAACAUACUAACGUUGCGUGAAAGAAUUAUGCAUUAGGCCAACUGGCUUACCACAUUCAGUAUUACAAUAGGAAAUUGUGGAAAAUUACUUAUUUAGUUAAUAAAGUACUUUACUAGUAUCGCGGAAUUACAUAUUUCAGUUGACAGCAGAGAAAUAGACUCGGAAAAUUUGUACAAAAUGUUUCGUCCGUUACCGGUUAGUGUUCAUACUAUAGGUUUAAAAGUUAUGUGAAUAAUGUGGCUUUAUUGUUUAGGUAAUGGUAAAAAGUGAAAUUUACGUACAAGGUGUUCGAAAAGUUUGGAACUCCCUCUAUCUCAGAAAAUACUGCUCAAACAAAAAAUUUAUUAGGACAAACCUUGACCAUGACCUUGAAGGUC